This is a messenger RNA of Sander lucioperca (pikeperch), 864 nucleotides long. RefSeq names its product galactose-specific lectin nattectin-like. The transcript is spliced from 6 exons. The coding region runs from base 16 to 528 and encodes 170 amino acids. Lineage: Eukaryota; Metazoa; Chordata; Actinopteri; Perciformes; Percidae. Gene Ontology annotation, molecular function: signaling receptor activity. The record is from RefSeq and is a predicted model, not a curated record.
GUCCUUGUCUGCAGUAUGUUGACUUUGUUUAACGUCUCUCCACAGAUGGCAUCAGGCUUUCAGUUUGCUUUGUUGCUCUGUUUGUCCAUCGGACUGUUGGCUCCAUCUUGUUGUGGACAAACCUGCUGCCCAGGUUCCUGCCCUCCUGGAUGGACUCAGUUCGGCUCUCGCUGUUUCAGUUUCAACUUCCAGGGAAAGAAUUGGAUCGAUGCAGAGAACUUCUGCAAGUCUGAUGGUGGGAAUCUGGCUUCAGUCCACUCAGAAGAGGAACAUGUAUUCCUCAGAACCUUCAUUAACCAAGUGAGCGGUGCAAACAAACGGACCUGGAUGGGAGGCUUUGACUCAGUGCAGGAGGGUGAGUGGAUGUGGUCUGAUGGAUCCACAUUCGACUACAAACACUGGGGUGCGGGGCAGCCUGACAACAAAGGUGGAGUGGAGAACUGUCUUGAGAUGAACUAUAAUGGAGACAACUGGAACAACGCGCCGUGCAACAUAAUAUAUCCUUUCCUGUGCUCCAAGAAGCUGUGAGGCCUCCCUCCAUCAUGAUCUCACUACAGCUCAUCUAUAAUCUCUAUCAUUGAUUCUCUUUCAGUUUGUUCUGCAGACAGAAACAGCUCUCUGCUGACAGACUCACUUUCACUUGUUUAUUAUCUGAAGAGUUAGGAAACGGUUCACAUUUGAGUUUUAACAUUAGAAGGAAACUGACUCUCUGAGCUGGACAAAAACAUAAUCAGUUAUUGGACUUUUAAUCUAUAAAUAACACAAAAUGAAAUACAGAAAACAUUCAAAUACUCUGACAUCUUUUUCAUUUUAGUUUACUGAAUAUUGUCUGUUAUAACAGCAUCCACUGAUCCAAUAAAAUAA